UAAGAAACACACAUACACAGCCUCUCUCUCCCUAUCUAUCUUUCCUCGCUUCUGAUCAGAGUGAUCACGUACGGUACCGUGAAAGAGAAGAAAGAAAAAAAUGGGAAUCCUUUUUGAAGAAACCUUGAGCUCUAACCCCCAAACCCAAAUUGUUAUUGAUGAUGAUGAUAAUGAGUUGGGAUUGAUGGCCGUGAGACUAGCCAAUGCUGCAGCCUUUCCAAUGGUUCUCAAAGCUUCCCUCGAGCUCGGUGUCUUUGACACUCUCUAUGCCGCCUCUGAGUUCCUCUCACCUUCCGAGAUAUCGAGCCGGCUACCAACCACACCUCGCAACCCUGGGGCGCCGGUUUUGUUAGAUCGUAUGCUUCGUCUACUCGCUAGCUACUCCAUGGUCAAGUGCGGUACGGUCCAAGCCGGAAAGGGCGAGAGGGUCUACAAAGCCGAGCCGAUUUGCAGGUUUUUCCUGAAGGAUAACAUUCAAGAUAUUGGAUCGCUUGCUUCUCAAGUCAUUGUCAAUUUCGACAGCGUCUUCCUUAAUACCUGGGCACAAUUGAAAGAUGUCGUGCUAGAGGGAGGAGAUGCAUUUGGCCGUGCACAUGGUGGCAUGAAACUAUUCGACUAUAUGGGUACAGAUGAGAGAUUCAGCAAGCUCUUUAACCAAACCGGAUUCACAAUCGCCGUCGUGAAGAAGGCUCUAGAAGUCUACGAAGGCUUCAAAGGUGUGAAUGUUUUGGUUGAUGUUGGAGGUGGAGUUGGUAAUACUCUUGGUGUUGUGACUUCUAAGUAUCCCGAAAUUAAAGGUAUCAAUUUUGAUCUGCCCUGUGCCUUGGCACAAGCACCUUCUUACCACGGGGUGGAACAUGUCGCCGGAGAUAUGUUUGUGGAUGUCCCAGCAGGAGAUGCCAUGAUCUUGAAACGUAUACUUCAUGAUUGGACUGACGAAGACUGUGUGAAGAUUCUUAAGAAUUGUUGGAAAUCACUACCAAAGAAUGGUAAAGUUGUUGUCAUAGAAUUAGUCACUCCUGAUGAUGCGGAGAAUGGAGACAUUAACGCAAACAUUGCAUUUGACAUGGACAUGUUAAUGUUCACCCAAUGUUCUGGUGGCAAAGAGAGGUCAAGAGCUGAGUUUGAAGCUUUGGCUGCAUCUUCCGGAUUCACCCAUUGCAAGUUCGUUUGCCGCGCUUAUCACUGUUGGAUUAUUGAAUUCUGUAAAGAAACUGUUUAAAAUAUAAAGCUAAAUCCUGAUAAUGUCGUUGAUAUCAUCUUUGUUUUCAAUUCUUUGUCUGAAAUGACCAUAUACCUCUCUCUUUGUCUUGGAGCAAUUUUUAAUAAAAAUAAGCUUUUAUUAUAUU
Messenger RNA from Eutrema salsugineum, 1349 nucleotides. RefSeq names its product indole glucosinolate O-methyltransferase 2. NCBI's taxonomy places the organism in Eukaryota, Viridiplantae, Streptophyta, Magnoliopsida, Brassicales, Brassicaceae. The coding region runs from base 101 to 1222 and encodes 373 amino acids. The record is from RefSeq and is a predicted model, not a curated record. Gene Ontology annotation, biological process: methylation. Gene Ontology annotation, molecular function: protein dimerization activity; O-methyltransferase activity; S-adenosylmethionine-dependent methyltransferase activity. The transcript has 3 exons.